Messenger RNA from Marchantia polymorpha subsp. ruderalis, 1716 nucleotides. Lineage: Eukaryota; Viridiplantae; Streptophyta; Marchantiopsida; Marchantiales; Marchantiaceae. The record is from the annotation of a GenBank genome assembly.
CUCAACUCAUGGACUUCACGCAUUCGUGCAGCGCCGGCGAAAUUCUCUUGCGACGGAGGACCACAAUUCUCUGCGCAGCUGAAAAUUACCGGAUUUCGCCGGAGGACUUUGCGUCGGGCGCUGGCGGGACUGGGAGUCCGAAAGGAUGUGAGCUCGAAUUGGACUGUGAAGAGCACAGGACAACGGAAUUUGAUUUGAGUAUUAAGAGGGUUGGAUUUGGUGCAGGGUGCGGAGGUCGUUGGAAGAGAUGAUCGUGCAGGUGCACGGGAUCAGAUGUGGAUUUUUUCUAUCGGAUGUGCAAACCGGUGAUGGGGUUGAUAAGAGGACGCAAUGGAGGCUGGAGAGGCCAGCUCUGGCAGCUAAAUUGAAAUACCCUUCGAAAUCAAGGCUGGCUUCCGUUAGCGGAUUUCGACAAAGGCACGUCCAAACGAAUGUCCACCAUCCAAAGUAUAGAUUCUCAAUACGUGCCCUAAGAUCUAAAGAGAAUAGGAAAGGAUUUCGUUCUGACACACCUCCGGAUGAGUUUCCAAGGGGAUCAUCGAAAGGACCAAUGCCAAGCGUUGAUGAUGAAGAACUGCCAAAGAUACGAGAGUAUACAAGGCGGAAGGAAUCAUCACCUUUACGAGAAGAUGAGGAGAUAGGCGGUUGGGAAUAUCGUCAAAGCCCGUCCCGUGUAGAAAAUGGGGUUACUGCUCUGACUCAGGGUGUAAAUAGAUAUGUUCUUGGAGGAUUAUUUGUUCUGGGUAUGGGAGCUGGAAUUGCAGUUGACACCGUUUUGAAUGUGGAGCCCAACAAUAUUGCCUCGCGAGAAGUGAUCGAUAGACAGACCCCUAAUCCUGACGUGUGCAUUGCGAAUGGAAUGAGUGCUAUGGUACUCGACCAACGUCUCUUCAUCACCUUCAACCCCUUCAACGUAUACGUUUCUCAGGCGGAGGUGAAACCCGGCUGUGUAUUGCUGCAAAGUAAUUGGAGAGUGUUAGAGUCCCGGGGACUGGUGAAUUCCGAGGAAGUUCGUGAUUGCAAACGAAAUUUCAACACUUUUGGAUUUGUUGGAGAUUUGCGUCAAGCACCUGAGAUCAACUGUGUAUACCAUAGCGAGGCUGCUGAAAAUCAAUUUCUCAAGGAUCCUUCGAAAGCUGCUCUGGGUGAUGGGUUUCAACCCAAGGACUUCACUCCCGAGUGAAAAAAUCAUCUCAUACCAGAGGAUAUGUUUCUUCAUGAAAUUUAUGUUUCGAGAAGCUCGCCGAUUGAAUGAGCCUUCUAACAAUGUACACUGACAUUUCAGUAACGUAUUUGUAUAUGUUCCGUUUCUUCUGCAAUGAAAGCAGAAGAUGUAAAAUACAUAGUUGUUAGAGUAUAUUUCCAAAGAUGAGUAUAUCCCUGUUUACGUUUCGGCAGGGCUUAGUUCCUUUGGGAGUGUUGAAGGCUAAUAGUUUUGUUCCAUAUUCCAGGACAGUUGUAGCCUUGAACAUUGACAAACGUUGUACUGUCAAUGGAUUGUUUAUAUAGAACCUGGCCCGAGGGCCUAUCCAGGAAUUUACCUCUCGUUCAAGGCAGGUAGAGGCUGUAGAUGUGAUUCGAUUCCAGAGUGACGUCUCCUAUGAAUGCUCUGGAUCAGUUUACAAAGCUAUUGUGAUUUAAUGAGUCUGCAUCCGCAAAGUCAUGUCAAUACUCCAACUUCAAGGUAAAAUUUUUAAAAUAUAGGCCCAGGGUACU